Messenger RNA from Penicillium bovifimosum, 375 nucleotides. RefSeq names its product putative extracellular serine-rich protein. The record is from RefSeq and is a predicted model, not a curated record. The transcript has a single exon. Bases 1 to 375 code for a protein of 124 amino acids. NCBI's taxonomy places the organism in Eukaryota, Fungi, Ascomycota, Eurotiomycetes, Eurotiales, Aspergillaceae.
AUGCACUUCACCAAGGCUCUCCUUUUCCUUUCGGCCCUCGCGCCUGUCGCAUUUGCUGCCCAGGCUGCCGAAGCAGAUUGUGUCACCAAGACUCUCACUCUGGUGCCCUCUGGCUACACGCCUCCCCCGUCGUCCACCCCGACCCCCACCUCGACCAUGACCCCUAUCAGUACCAGCACUCCCUUCAGUGCCACCCCAACCUUGAGCCGCGUCGCCAGCACCUCAACUCCCCUGGUCAAGGCUACUGAACCUGCCUCUGGAACCGAGGCCCCUGCCGCCACCUCCUCCGUCCCCGCCAGCGGUGCUGCCUCCCUCCACCUCCCGGGUGCCAUGGCUGCCGGCGCAGCUGCCAUUGCAGGUCUCUUCAUGAUCUAA